CAACGAACUACACUGGCUGCCAAGAUGAAGCCAGACCUUCGUCCUUUUGAGAUGUUCAUGAAGCAAAACAAGAAACAGAAAGGAAAGUCAGAUCGACCCGUACUAUCUAAAGAAAAAUAUGUGAGAAUUCCUCGUUCGAAAUUUUUUCCUCGACUCGUUCGCACGAUGAACUACGUUCGAUUUUGGAUCACACCGAUAGAAUGUAGCACAGUACAACGAACUACAACGCACAGGAGUGACUCACUUAUUUGUGACAACGUAUACGAAUUAUACUAACUUGCACCACCAAGCAAUUAAUUAUUUCCAAAUCUGAACAGGAGCAAGAAAGCCCUGGUGGCUCACCUCAGUUUUUUCCCAUUAGUUUUUCUGUUAGGAACCCAAUACAUUCUGGCGCUUCUUCGAUUUCGAACAUCAGAAGUAUGACUGUCGCUUCUACCAUGACUCCGCAAAGAAUCUGUAGGGAUAAAAGUAGGAGAUUUAUUACUUCGGCAAGAGCAUUUAUUUCGAUAGAAGACCAGAAGUGCUGUUGCAGUGACAGAUCAGGAUCAGGAAAAAUAACUCCGAUACAACCGAAGGAUUUGAGAACAAGUCAGCGCUAGCUACAGGUAUAAAAAAAGAUGACCGAAAGGCGCGAGCGCGAUUCCUCCGGCGAUUCCUCCCUUUCUCGCCAAGUGCGUAGACAUCACGACAAGAAGCGUCGCGCCGCUCGUGAGAAGGACGAGGAGGAGGAUGACAAUAAACACAAACAACGUCCUCGCGCAAGGGGACAAAAGCGAGGCGACAGCCGCAGGGACGAUAUUACUAGCGACGGCGAUCAUAGACGGAGGAAGCAGGAGCAUAGCCAAAGACGCAAGCGUAGUAGAAGUCCUCGGUCUACUGGGUCCACCUCUCGGUCGCGCGACCGCCCAGCGAAGGCAAUCAAGCCGAACAAGCGAAAGAACGACCGACGUGGGGAGGAAGAUAAAAACAGCGAGCGUGCUGACCGACGCGAACGAAGACGGGGUACGACCAGCCGUAGCCGUGGCGGCGAUAGAAGAACACCUGCGCGCAGUCGGAGUAGAGAAGUAGACAGACGUGCUGCUGGCAAGAGGAACGGCAAGCGAGGAGACUCGCGGGGAGGUCGUUCUUCCCGUGCACGCGGCGAGGACGGCCGACGAAAUAAGGAUCGGACCAGCAGGGAGCGGGGGCGCGAUCGCGACCGGAGGGGAAAUCAGCUACAGCGAGAUGGCAAGAAGGAGGACUCGCGCGAGGCUGGUCCUCGGGAGAGCAAGAACAGACCGGCGUACGAGCUGGAGCCCGAAAAUUUUGAGGAACACCUGAAACGCCGACUACGACGAGAAAAGGAAAAGGAGAAUGAUGCGGCGGACAGCAAGAUCUCCCCAUCGGCUGAAAAGGUGUGCUGAGUUGUUCUUGCAAAAACAGAUCUAGAUAGAGUACAGCUGCAGCUGCCCAGAUAAAAAAUCAAAAAUUUUGAUUCGGCACGAACACAGGAUCGAUCGCACGGCCAGAAAAUGCAGCUGCCACGACCUUGAGCGCCGUAGCUGUUAUUUUAAUUGGAUUUACUUGUAUCAAGGAAAAAAAUCAUCAUUCUGCCGCCCUAAAUCUUUUACCUCCAUAUGAAUUCUCUGUGCUUUCGGAUAACUCUCCCCAGGCAGCAGCGGCGCAGCAACUCGCGCACGUGAGCGCCGUCGCGAACUUCGCCGCAGCGCAGGCGGUGCAGGCGCAGCAAGCCCAGCAGGCGGCCUUGGCCUUCCAGUACGCGAACGACAAAGGGGCACAGCUUGCCAAGCAGAAGAUGAUGAGCGUGCAGAACGUCUUUGGACACAUGUCGGAAGAGGAAGACAACUUGGAAGACACCAAACACGUCAAUAUAUCCAAGAAUCAGGUACUGAUCAUGUAAGUAGUCUUCCCUUCAAACAAGACUUCUAGAAAAUUCAGUGAAGACCUGCGAUGGCGGGAGGGGCCUGCUGUUUACUAUUCGGCCGUCGAUGAACCGGAGCAGCAGAUACCAGUAGUAGAUACCAGCGGAAGUAAAGUCCAGAAAAGCAAACCAGAACUUUUCGACUCCAAAGUUGUCUUCCCGCAGAUUAUGCAGAAUGUUUCACAAUGCGAGCUGCCCCGUAUCAUAAGCAACGAAAAAAAGUAGUCACCCGACGCUCGUGUAAAACGAGAACGCGGAUCGCGCUUCAUCAGCUUUCAUCACGAAAUAAAAAAGCCGAUAUCAUGCAGCUCUGUAUCGAGUCUCGACGAGCGAGCUGCUGCUUGCUUCAUUCGACCGUUAAUAUGAAAAUGAAUAGAAGUAAAUAAAAUCAUGAAGAAUAAGAGUAUCACUCUGCAAAUAGAAUCAAUGCCACUUUUUGGGAACAAGAUAGUAAAAAUGCCUGUACCUCUUGCGUUAACCACGUCACGUAUUCUGGAGAAAAGAUGAACGUCUCAUGCUCGCCCACCUCAUUCCAAAUGUUAUAAAUUCUUACACUGACACAACUCAAUAGGGAGUGAACACGAAGCUAUCGACGGGGCCACACACAUUUGUCCAGAGCAGCGUGAAGCAAAUGUUCCUGAGGUUCCAUAUUUUCCUUUGAUGAAUGGUUGAUGACAGCAUGAUGAUGUGUAUCUAACUCACCAUACUGAUGAAUUUUUGUCGAUAAAAAAGUUUCUCUUGCUGGAAGAGAUUGUGAUUUUUUUUGAGGGAUUUUUUUCGAUCUAGUGUCUUAAGUACUUUAGUACCAUCAACCAGAGCAGUAGGUAGACCUACUAUAUUCAUUUUCGCAAAAUGAGUCGUUCGUUUGUAUGAUGAACUACGCAGUUUGUUGCGUUUAGUUGUUUCGUGUGCAGCCACCGCCCGAAAAUUUAUUUCACUUCUGAUUUGAUUUGAAUGGAUCUGGACACAGAGAGGGUUUGGAAAAAACCCGGGAGCGCGUGGAGAAGACGGCGAUGUCUGCGCUAGACGGUGGCUCUUGCAUUUUGUCGAACGCGGCGAAGCAAGACUCGGUCGUGGUGCCCGAACCCGCUGCACUGUGCCAACUGGCGACCGCGAACCGGAACCAGAAGCUAACCCUGAACUUCAACGCGUUUGGAGUGAAACCACGAAAGAGCGAGGGCGGAGACGACGUUUCCGGGGGCACGAACCUCUCCAGCGAGAGCACGGCGAGCCGUAGCGGUAAAAUAAACGCAUUCCUGCCCGAGGAGGAGGAGGAGGACGACAGGAACAACGGCAGGAUGACAAGAAGGCGGGAGAAGUUCUGCUGCCUCCUUUGUAGACGAAAAUUCCCGUGCCGCGAGGCCCUGGAGAGACACGAACUCUUCUCAGAUUUACACAAAGCAAACCUCGAGAAACAGCUGCUCGGUGUGUGAGGGAAGAUGUGACAUUACAACCGCGACAUCAUGAAGAAAACGAUUUUUCAGCGACAAAAACUUGAAAAAGAAACAAAUCUAGACCUGCUAGUUGUAGUUGUAAAGAUGUGGCCGAGUUUCCACGCGAGGCUGUUCUUCUGGUGUAGUACAUUUUCUCCAAGGCACCAGUUACUGGUUGGUGUUGUCAAAG
Molecule: messenger RNA, 3544 nt
Organism: Amoebophrya sp. A120
Lineage: Eukaryota; Dinophyceae; Syndiniales; Amoebophryaceae
Source: the annotation of a GenBank genome assembly